AUGGUUAUUCCAAAACGCUACCCAUCACUAUUAACAUUGAUUAUCCUCAUAGCUACAGAUCUAUCACACGCCGACACAAUAAACAACAUUCAUGUUGCAAACGGUCGAUCAGAUUCAUUAUCAUCAACAAAAGAUGAGUUUAGUCCUAUGGAAAAAGUUACUGUAGAAAUCAUCAACGAUAUUGGUGGUACGGUAACAUUGCCUUAUCAUUGUAAAUCAAAGGACGAUGAUUUGGGUGACAGAAGUUUGCAACCGGGUGGGUCGUGGUCGUUUAGUUUUAAGCCUCAAAUAUUCGGAAGGUCAUUGUUUUUCUGUUCUUUUGCGUUGCCAAACGGAAUGUAUUAUUUUGACAUAUAUAGAUACCACCGAGAGAGUAACGGCGAUGACUGGUGCCAACAGUGCAUGUGGAAGAUCAGACAAACCGGACCUUGUAGGUUUAACCGUAGAACUAAGCAGUUUGAUAUUUGUUUUCCAUGGAAUAAAAAUAAGUCCUUAUAUUGA
Raphanus sativus (radish) is the source of this 501-nucleotide messenger RNA. Its product is annotated as S-protein homolog 2-like. NCBI's taxonomy places the organism in Eukaryota, Viridiplantae, Streptophyta, Magnoliopsida, Brassicales, Brassicaceae. The transcript has a single exon. The record is from RefSeq and is a predicted model, not a curated record. The coding region runs from base 1 to 501 and encodes 166 amino acids.